AAAAAAAAAUUAAGAAAAACUUGAAUCACCAGUAGUCUAUUUCAACGCAGCCGUGCGGUGAGCACAGAGAGGACUAUUCUUUCGCCUUUCACUAGUGGUCUAUUUCACAAUGCUAUUUUAAAAAAAAAAACCAGUAAAACGACUGCCGACUCGGAACCCUAACUCGGAACCGUCUCUCUCUCGCCUCUCAGCUGCUGCUACUGCCGCCAUGGCAGAGGAAGCAGGUAUGUUUGUGGUUCCCCAAACCGUUGGCACUGUUUUAUGUUGCAAAUGCGGUAUUCCAAUGGCACCGAAUGCUGCCAAUAUGUGCGUAAAGUGUUUGCGCUCUGAAGUUGACAUCACAGAAGGUCUACAGAAGCAUGUGAUCAUAAUGCAUUGCCCUGAGUGCAACAGCUACUUGCAGCCACCAAGAACUUGGAUCAAAGCUCAAUUGGAAUCAAAAGAGCUGUUGACAUUCUGUGUGAAGAGACUAAAGAAUUUGAACAAGGUAAGAUUGGUGCAUGCGGAAUUCAUUUGGACCGAACCCCAUUCAAAGAGGAUCAAGGUCAAAUUGAAAGUUCAGAAAGAGGUUCUUAAUGGAGCAAUACUUGAACAAUCGUAUGUGGUUGAAUAUGUUCAGCAAGAGCACAUGUGUGAAUCAUGUUCAAGAGUUCAGGCCAAUCCUGACCAGUGGGUUGCGGUAGUGCAACUACGCCAGCAUGUUUCUCACAGGCGUACUUUCUUUUAUUUGGAGCAGCUAAUUUUGAAGCACGGUGCUGCUGCUUCUGCCAUAAAGAUUAAGCAGAUGGAACAAGGUAUCGACUUCUUUUUCUCUAACCGGAGUCAUGGUGUGAAAUUUGUGGAAUUCAUUGGUAAGGUUGCUCCAAUGAAGAGUCGCAAUGACAAACAGCUUGUUUCCCAUGAUAUAAAGAGUAAUAACUAUAAUUACAAGUAUACAUUCUCAGUUGAAAUCUGCCCAAUAUGUCGUGAGGAUUUGAUCUGUUUGCCGCUCAAAGUUGCUGCUAGUUUGGGAAAUCUUGGCCCAUUGGUGAUUUGCACCAAAGUGACCAACAGCAUUGCUUUGCUUGACCCGUUGACCUUAAGGAUUUCUUACUUGGAUGCUGAUCAGUAUUGGAGGUUACCGUUUAAGUCCCUACUCACAAGCAGGCAGCUGGUGGAGUAUAUUGUUUUAGAUGUGGAGAUAAUUUCUUCUGAAGUUAAUGUUGGUGGCUCCAAGUACGUUUUAGCUGAUGCACAAGUGGCCCGAGUGUCAGAUUUUGGAAGAAAUGAUUCAAUUUUCAACAUAAGAACACAUCUAGGCCAUCUUUUGAACCCCGGAGAUUUUGCCCUUGGUUAUGACUUAUAUGGGGCUAACAGUAAUGAUAUUGUGAUAGAGAAGCACAAAGGUCUAGUCAUCCCUGAAGUGAUUCUUAUAAGGAAAAGCUAUGAAGAGAAGCGUCAGAAGAAGCGUGGCAAGCCUCGUGCCUGGAAGCUUAAAUCCCUUGACAUGGAAGUUGAUGAUAAGAAUAGAACUGAUCAAGAAAAGAUUAACUUGGAGUAUGAACUGUUCUUGAAGGAUCUGGAGGAGAACCCUGAAUUGAGGUUCAAUAUAUCAUUGUAUCGUAAUAAAGACUACCAGCCAUCAGAGAUGACAUCUGUGGCUGAUGGAGAUGACGUACCUUCUAUUCCGUUAGAUGAGUUGCUGGCUGAUCUUGAUCUAAGCGAAGCAAAAGCAGAAGAUGAAGAUGAUGAAAUGAGGGAGUGAUGACCAGAACCUUUUGAUCCAUUGUCCUACUCUCUCAUUGUCCCUUCACAAGUUCACCACCACCCUUCUUCCUCCGUGUUUUAAACACAAUGAUUUAGGCAUUUUUGUUGAUGAUUUUGUAUGAUUAUAUCUUGGUUGCUCUUGGCUCUUUUAAAUAUGCCGGUUGCUUUUGGGAGUUUUUACAUCUUUUAGGAACAACCCUUUUCAUAUUGAUGAAAAAGAACUACUUUGGAUCUGAUGGGUUGGUGGGGUUUUGUGUUUUCUGUGAUGUUAUGUUGUUUUAUUGUGUUAUUUUUCUUAGCAUGCAAACAAGGACUAAUGGGUUUGUGUUGUUAGUGUCUGUUUUUCUAUGCAUUAUUUUAGGUUUUUUUUUUCAUUUGGGUUCUUGUUGCGAGAUUAUAUAUAACAAAACAGAUUGUAGAAAUGUUGGAUCUCAAUUAGUAUGAUAAUCUCUAAGCAUUAAUGAAUGGAAAUUUGAGCUGGUUAUUGCAUU
Messenger RNA from Quercus robur (English oak), 2237 nucleotides. RefSeq lists its product as uncharacterized. The coding region runs from base 209 to 1744 and encodes 511 amino acids. Gene Ontology annotation, molecular function: ribosomal large subunit binding. NCBI's taxonomy places the organism in Eukaryota, Viridiplantae, Streptophyta, Magnoliopsida, Fagales, Fagaceae. The transcript has 2 exons. Gene Ontology annotation, cellular component: nucleus; cytoplasm. The record is from RefSeq and is a predicted model, not a curated record. Gene Ontology annotation, biological process: ribosomal large subunit export from nucleus.